AGAUAGAUGUCAUUUUCCAGCCUCCUUGAAGACAGGACUAUUCCGUUUAGGAUGCCAAGAGGAUCGAUGUGACGUCAUAAUAGUUGCGGUGAGUGUAUCUAUAGCAACCAGUUCCAAAGUUCUAAGCUUUUGAAGUUGUAGAUUUCUAAAGUUUUAAGUUUACCUGCGAUCUUCGGAGAUUAUUUUCAGACUUGCAAAUUGAGACAAAUGAUUUUCCAGAGGAUUAAAUGAUGGAUAUUUUUCAACCUAAGCACAACUCAGAAGGCCACACCUGCAGCACUGUGCAUGGUGACGAGUGCCGUUCUCCAUGCAUUGGAGAUGUUGACAACCUUGCCAUACAAACAAGUAAAGGAGAUGUGCAUUUACAGAAGCCUGUUAAUGAACGACAAAAGUCCAGCUUUAGAACAGGCUCACGUAAACGGCAGUUCAAGUCUCCUCGUGAAGGUGACAAUGAUGAUGACAACCAUGAAACCCUUGCAAUGAUUCGCCAGCAACUUUAUGGCCCUGGUGGGCCUUAUGAAAAUAUGAGGGUAAAUCAGACGGACAGCGAGUCACGUUGCUCUAAAACUUCGCUCGGCAAUCUUAAACGAUGCCGGGACGACCAUGAGGAUGAGGAAGAAACUGCCUUCAGUCAGCAGCCUGCAAAAAAAGCCAGGCUUGGCUCUUCAGAAUCCAGACUUGUUGCACUGUUUUGGCAUUUAAGGAUUAUGUCUAAUCUGAAGCCUGUUAAUGGACGACAAAAGUCUAGCUUUAGGACAGGCUCACGUAAACGGCAAUUCAAGUCUCCUCGUGAAGGUGACAAUGAUGAUGACAACCAUGAAACCAUUGCAAUGAUUCGCCAGCAACUUUAUGGCCCUGGUGGGCCUUAUGAAAAUAUGAGGGUAAAUCAGACAGACAGCGAGUCACGUUACUCUAAUACUUCGCUCGCCAAACGCAAACGAUGCCGGGACGACCAUGAGGAUGAGGAAGAAACUGGCUUCAGUCAGCAGCCUGCAAAAAAAGACCGGCUUGGCUCUUCAGAUGUAAAACAUCUUGCAUUAUCAGGGCAUUAUGUUGAUAAGACUAAUAUGGAGUCUGUUAACAGACUACCAAAGUCCAGAUUUAGAACAGGCUCACGUAAAGUGCACUUUAAGUUGCCUCAUGAAGGUGACAACAAAACCCGUUUAAAGAUUUGCCCGCAACAGUACGGUCCUGUUGGUCCUUAUGAAAAUCUGAUAGUCAAUCAGGUUGACCCUUCAGAUUUGGCCUCUUCCUCUUUCCAUCAGCAAGCCACCACUAAUAGGAACAGCAGUUUAUACAGUCUCAGCAGUGGAGCUUCAGGGUCGAAUCUGGUAGGCACUUCAACGAAUGAAUCAACGUCUGGUCCCAAAAGCAUUCAAACAAAGCUACAGCAAGAUACAGGAUGCAACACCAACUCAGAUUAA
Ictalurus punctatus (channel catfish) is the source of this 1424-nucleotide messenger RNA. RefSeq lists its product as uncharacterized. The record is from RefSeq and is a predicted model, not a curated record. The coding region runs from base 228 to 1424 and encodes 398 amino acids. Lineage: Eukaryota; Metazoa; Chordata; Actinopteri; Siluriformes; Ictaluridae. The transcript is spliced from 2 exons.